Varanus komodoensis (Komodo dragon) is the source of this 2773-nucleotide messenger RNA. It is a transcript of the gene PSAT1, whose product is annotated as phosphoserine aminotransferase 1. Gene Ontology annotation, molecular function: O-phospho-L-serine:2-oxoglutarate transaminase activity; pyridoxal phosphate binding. The transcript is spliced from 9 exons. Bases 78 to 1190 code for a protein of 370 amino acids. NCBI's taxonomy places the organism in Eukaryota, Metazoa, Chordata, Lepidosauria, Squamata, Varanidae. Gene Ontology annotation, cellular component: cytoplasm. The record is from RefSeq and is a predicted model, not a curated record. Gene Ontology annotation, biological process: L-serine biosynthetic process.
GGAAUAUCUGGGGAAGCGGCGCCGUAUUCUGGUCCAGAAAGUAGCUGGGGGAGAGAGCUGUACAUUCUUUCGGAGCAAUGGACGCCAAAAAGCACGUGGCCAACUUCGGUGCAGGACCUGCUAAGCUGCCCCGAUCAGUACUGUUAGAAGCCCAGAAAGAUUUGGUGGAUUAUAAAGGCCUUGGCAUUAGUGUUCUUGAAAUGAGCCACAGGACAUCUGAUUUUUCAAAAAUCAUUAAAACUGCAGAAAAGUGCUUGCGCGAACUCCUCAAUAUACCAGACAAGUACAAAGUGAUUUUUCUCCAAGGAGGUGGAUCUGGACAAUUCAGUGGUAUCCCACUUAACCUUAUUGGCUUAAAAGAAGCAAGGUGUGCUGAUUAUGUGGUUACAGGAGCUUGGUCAGCAAAGGCAGCCAAGGAAGCAGAGAAAUACGCCAAAGUGAACCUUGUUCAUCCUAAGCUCUCUAGUUACACAAAAAUCCCUGACCCAAGCACUUGGAACCUUAACCCUGAUGCCUCUUAUGUUUAUUAUUGUGCAAAUGAGACCGUCCAUGGUGUGGAGUUUGACUUUGUACCUGAUGUUGGAAAGGCAGUCUUAGUUUGUGAUAUGUCAUCAAACUUCCUCUCUAGGCCUGUGGAUGUUUCCAAGUUUGGUGUAAUUUUUGCUGGUGCCCAAAAGAACGUUGGCUGUGCUGGAGUCACAGUGGUAAUAGUGCGUGAGGACUUAAUCGGCUUUGCUCUCAAGGAGUGCCCUAUAGUAUUGGACUACAAAGUGCAAGCAGAGAAUUCUUCAUUAUACAACACUCCUCCAUGUUUUAGUAUCUACAUCAUGGGUUUGGUCCUGGAGUGGAUAAAAAACAAUGGUGGAGCUGUGGCUAUGGAUAAACUGAGCAAAAUUAAAUCAGAAAUGAUUUAUGACAUUAUUGAUGGAUCCACUGGAUUCUAUGUAUGCCCUGUGGAAAGAAAGAACAGAAGCAGAAUGAAUGUUCCCUUCCGGAUUGGCAGUAUUAAGGGUGAUGAAGCCUUGGAAAAGAUAUUUCUUGAAAAAGCUGUAGAAAACAACAUGAUAUCCUUGAAAGGGCAUAGAUCUGUUGGAGGCAUCCGCGCUUCUUUGUAUAAUGCUGUGACUAUAGAAGAUGUUCAAAAGUUAGCAGCCUUCAUGAGAAGCUUCAUGGAGAUGUAUCGGUCGUGAACUCAAGAAACCGAUGUUGCACUGCACCUCUUCAAAGUAAAAGUCUAAAGAAUUGGAAGCUGGUAGAAAUCUUUUGCAAAAACCAUUAAAUAGCCCAGUCAGAUUUUCACAACAGUAAACAUUCCAGUAACACUCACUGGCCAGUCCAAUACUCAACGCAGUCAGUACAGGCUUGUACCAGCAGUGGACUUUCAAUUGAUCUCAGUAUUUAUCACAGUGCUUCAGGAUUAUUUUUUUAAGGGUCUGUGUGAGGGGAAAUUCAUUGGCCCAUCAAAGGGUAUUUAAGCUUUUGUUUUCAAACCAGAUCAGAGCACUUGUGAUAUACAGAGUAUGUUAGACUGGAAUGUCACAUGUUGCAAUUAUUUGGUCUCCUCCAUUUAAGUCUCCUCCAAACAAUCCAACUGUAUGUAAAAAUACCUCUUGGGUGUUCUUUGCUGCAAUUUUUUCCUACUAUUAAUCAUUUUGUUGCUUUACAAAAUAAUGUGUAAGAAUGCCAUGUGCUUGAUCUGGUAAGCAAAGUUAAUACCUUUGGCUACAUUUCACACCAUCACCUUUUUAAUUUCCUUUUAAUACUAAUAAUUCCAAGUAUGCAUUAAUAUAAUGGUGCUUAAGGGAACAACUGCCAAUCAUGCUUUGCUGACUUCAAGCCUUACAUUUGCAAACAUUUUGAAACAGGAAGCCUGUUAAGUUUUAUAGACUUGGCUCUGGCAUUAAUUUCCAUCUUAAAAUGUUAAGCACACAUUUAAUUACACUAAGGUGGAGAUUAUUUUUCUUUAAAAUAUUAGACUUAAAAUUACUGACUAGAAAAUAACUUUUUGACAGUCUUACCAGCACAGAGGCCAAAACCACUUUACUUUCCUGUUCUCUUUUCCUUUCUGAAAUAGUAUCUUUGCAGUGUUUUUAUAAGACUGUCCUGACUUCUUACAAUGUUCCCUGUGAAUGCCUUUGUUUGGAAGCUACAUUGUACAGUUUGUUCCUUCACAGACGGCAUGCCCACAGUGAAACAGGGCCUUGCAUGUUCUUCGUAUACAAUUCAAUUUUACACCUUUUCUCUCCUGCAAUAUGAGAUUGUCUCCAUGUAGGAAAAAUGUGGUGUGUACUGGCACAUAGUCUGACAUAGAAUCUUCCCUUCACUGCAUGUUGUUGUCUUUCUGCCUCUCUCAUCCUCACACCCCCAUGUUCAUGUUCUCUUACUAGCAGAAGCCCUAAUCUGCUUGAUAACAUCUCUCUUUUAAAAUUAUGCAGAAGCAUUAAGCUUUAACUCUGAGCAUUUUUGAAAUGCUUUCCUAACUGAUCGUUACACAAAAUAACAUAGCAUUAGUAGAAUCAUAAAUUGGUGUCCUGAUCAGUGAACAGCAUUCUCAUUUUAACGUGUGUUUUUAUCAAGUACAGUUUAAGCAUAGCAUCUAUGCCUAAAUAUUAACUAUGUCCCUUCUUUGUUCCUAGUAUAAUGUCUAAAGAUACUGCAUAUGCACCACUACAGAAGAUUUGACAGUUCUGUUUAGUUUAAAAAUAACCAUGGUUUACUUUCUCUUUGUGUUAAUACUAUAAAUUGGAAAAUAAUAAAGCCUUUUCAAGCAACA